AUGUACGACCUUGUAAAGGAUCAGUAUCACUUUCAGCUGGAUCCUGAGACAGGAAGCCCGUCUCACUUACACUUCCUGGUUCCAGUCAAAAGCCUAAACCGAGGUCUGCACCUGCUACUCUCACUGCACACACACAUCAACCUGCGUGUGUGUGUGUGUGUGUGUGUGUGUGUGAUGGACACACAGUGUGAAACCCCCUCAGUGAAGGAGCUGGAAAGGAUUCUGUAUGGAGGGAAACGGAGCGGAAAUCAUGUGGACGAGGUUUGGCCCAACCUGUUCCUGGGAGACAUGUCGAUAGCUAACGAUCGCUUCAGCCUGUGGAAGCUCGGGAUCUCACACGUGCUGAACGCCGCUCACGGGAAAGCGCACUGCCAAGGCAGCCACGAGUUUUACGGCUCGUCUGUGGAGUACUACGGCGUUCCUGCAGACGAUUCGCCGUCCUUUAAUCUCUCUCUUUACUUCCAGCCGUGUGCGGACUACAUCCAUCAGGUGCUGAAUUCUCCUGGAGCACGUUUGCUGGUGCACUGUGCAGUAGGUGUGAGUCGCUCUGCUUCAUUGGUUCUCGCCUACCUGAUGAUCCACCACCAGCUCCCCCUGCUGGAGGCCGUCAACACGGUGAAACAGCGCAGAUGGAUUUUCCCAAACCGCGGAUUUCUCCGGCAGCUUCGAGCACUCGAUAUCCGACUGCACCGCACACGGAGUCAAACAACGAUAUGAAGAGGAGUUUACGCUUCUUUGCGGUUUCUCAGUAAAAAAAAAAAAACUGACAAG
Pangasianodon hypophthalmus (striped catfish) is the source of this 771-nucleotide messenger RNA. Its product is annotated as dual specificity protein phosphatase 13. NCBI's taxonomy places the organism in Eukaryota, Metazoa, Chordata, Actinopteri, Siluriformes, Pangasiidae. Gene Ontology annotation, molecular function: protein tyrosine/serine/threonine phosphatase activity; MAP kinase phosphatase activity. The coding region runs from base 1 to 717 and encodes 238 amino acids. Gene Ontology annotation, cellular component: cytoplasm. The record is from RefSeq and is a predicted model, not a curated record. Gene Ontology annotation, biological process: negative regulation of MAPK cascade; protein dephosphorylation. The transcript is spliced from 4 exons.